AUCAAAGAUAAACUUAAUCUUGAUUAUACAUUAUUAAGUAUUAACUAUCCAUUUUUAGCCAUGAUUCUUUAAUCCCACUCCCACUCCCACAACACUUACGUUACACAAUUUCCUUCAGGUCCCACACCGAAAAAAUUCAAAACCCAACCAAACCCUUCUUUUUUCCUUUUUAAUUUUUUUGCCCUUUUAUUAAUUAUUUCCUUUCCCUCCUUUUUCUCUCCAAUCUUUCACACAAUAAAAUCGAAAACUCAGAAAAUUCUUCACCUUCACUUCAUCACACAGUUCGUUUCAACUAUUCAUAAUCGUAAAACGAUGUCGUUAGAUCCAGCUACAACCGUCACAACAACAACCGCCACGUCAUCAAGACCUAAUUCACCGUUCCCGAAUCCGAACACAAAACCGCUUCAUCAUUACGCAUCGAAUUCUCAACAACAAACCCUUUCUGUUCGUUCUCCGAAUCCUCCUUUUCUUUACCGUUUCGGUUCUCCUUCACGCGCCACCGCUAAUCACUCUGUUGGUGGUUAUCCUCCCCCGCCGCAGCAACCGCAGCCGCCGCUUUUGUAUUCCCACGGCGGAGUUCGCGGUGGUAUGAAUUUGGAUUAUCUAAGUCAAGCUUUGCCCGUGACGAGACCUCUCUCGCACGUGCAGUUUCCUCAUCUUGCUGCUGCUGCUGCUACUUCUUCUCCUACUGUUAAAGGACACCUCAAGGUUGGUAGAUCUACGGUUUCUGAUGUCAACGGCCAUAAAGAUUCAAGCGCGAGGGAAAGAAGCAGAGAUGAUACACUUACUGUUGUCCGAGACCGAAAAGUCAGAAUAACAGAGGAUGCUUCUCUGUAUGCACUUUGUAGAUCAUGGAUGAGAAACGGUGUACAUGAAGAAAGCCAGCCACUACAGAAAGAUGUAACGAUGGCACUUCCCAAACCAUCACCUGCAUCUAUGGUGGAUACCUGUACCUCGAACAAGAAAGAUGAUGAAAAUGAAGAUGAGCAAGAGGAUGAGAAGUCUGUUGAGCACUUAUCAACACAAGAUCUAUUGAAGAGACAUAUUAAACGUGCGAAAAGAGUUAGAGCACAUUUGAGGGAAGAACGGUCGCAGCGCAUUGCAAGAUACAGAAGUAGGCUUAGGCUUUUGGUUCCUCCACCCGCCUGAACAGUUUAGAAAUGACAUAGCUGCUGGGAACUUACCUUGCUGUGACCCUAAAGACAUCAGGGUUAUCAGAUGACUCUUCAUUGUAGUGUAUUUAAUUUAAAACUGUUUGUGGUUCCUUAAAGAACAAUAUUUAUUUUUAGCAGUAGUAGCCGAUGUAAAAAUCUAUUUGGAAAUGGAUGUAGAUUUUUCAUCGUUUCUCUAUAAUAAUUUCUGCUA
This is a messenger RNA of Trifolium pratense (red clover), 1365 nucleotides long. RefSeq lists its product as uncharacterized. The coding region runs from base 313 to 1149 and encodes 278 amino acids. Lineage: Eukaryota; Viridiplantae; Streptophyta; Magnoliopsida; Fabales; Fabaceae. Gene Ontology annotation, cellular component: transcription repressor complex. The record is from RefSeq and is a predicted model, not a curated record. The transcript has 7 exons.